AGAAUUCCAGCCCUUCCACGCUGCUAUUACGUUCCGUUCGCGAGCAGAAGCUGGCUGCGGUGUCGUUUUCUCCGAUCAGUCGGACCUUGAUCAAUCUUUUCAACUGUCCUUGUUCUCGGGUUUUACGCAUUUGAUUGCAAUUGGAAUAGCUUGGAUUCGUGUGUGACCGUCGAUUUCACCAUUUUUUUUCGACCGAAUUGGCUCUGAAGCAAUGGAUUGACUUCAGUUUUCCUUCAACCCCUCCACCAAGUUGAGAAAACAGUCUAACCUGCGGUCUCUCCAUACUUCGAGCUCACAAGCCAGCUACAUGUUUCAUCCGGACAGUUUCAAAAGUAGCUGGUACCGGAUGUUUUUAAACAUUUCGUAGGUGAAACAUUGAUGUUCUUCGUUUGUCUCGGAAGUGUAUGGAAAUAGGUGGCAGAGGAUUUUAAACACGGAUUUUCUCCGGGGUUCUUGAAGCCUGCAAACAUUUAUUUUUGAAAAGUGAUGGCGGAGCGGGGAGCAAGGUUGCUCCUCUCUCUCCUCUGUCUCACCUUUCUUUACCCGGCGACCACCGUGUCAAGACAUGCUGAAAAAGGCACGGCGGCGCGGCCCUUCAGCCCCUUCUGGUUCUCGGUGGAGCCGUGGGACACACUGGCUGUGAGAGGUGCCCCAGCACUGCUCAACUGCUCAGCGCACAGCGGGGACCCUGCCUCGGAGCCCACUGCGCCCCAGGCCCGUGUGGAGUGGAAGAAGGAUGGAACCUUCCUGAGCCUGGCGCCAGACGACGGGCGGCGGCGUGUUCUGCCUGAUGGCUCGCUGCUCAUCUCUAGCGUGGUGCACUCCAAGCACAACAAGCCCGACGAGGGCACGUACCAGUGUGUGGCCACCAUCGACAGCCUGGGAACCAUCGCCAGCCGCACCGCCCGCCUCACCGUGGCAGGUAUGCCCCGGUUCUCCAGCCAGCCAGCAGCAGCCAGCAUACGCCUGGGAGACAGCCAGGUUCUGGCCUGCGAUGUCAACCCAGACCUGGUGCCUUUAGCCCGGUGGGAGCGUGAGCGUGAGCCCCUGGAGCUGAGCUCUAGGUUGGUGCAGCUACCCAACGGAGCCCUGGUGGUGAGCAACGCUUCGGAGGCCGACGCUGGGCUCUACCGCUGCAUGGUGGAGAACGCUGGGCCCGCCAAGACCAGUGAAGAGGCCCAGCUCACAAUACUGCCAGAAACCGGAGAGGAGAGAGAACUGGAGUUCCUGGUAGAGCCACUUCCUGUGACCAAAGUGGUGGGGGCCAGUUUGCUGCUGCCGUGUGUGGUGACGGGUUAUCCAACGCCCUACGUCCGAUGGAUGGUGGGAGACAAGCUUGUUGAGGAGAGUGAGGGGAAGUUGGAGUUGGUGGGAGGAGGCAGUCUGUUGAUCUACAACCUGACUGAGGAGGAUGCAGGCGUCUACAGCUGUAUGGCAGACAUCACUAACAACACUAUCGAGGCCAAGGCAGAGCUCACUGUACAAGUUCCUCCGGAGUUCCUGAAGAGGCCGGCCAACAUCUACGCCCACGAAUCCAUGGACAUCAUGUUUCAGUGUGAGGUCACAGGUUCCCCCGCCCCCACCGUCAAAUGGGAAAACGGAGACGCUGUCAUUCCCAGCGACUACUUCAAAAUCAUUAAUGACCACAACCUGCAGGUGCUGGGUCUGGUCAAGUCUGACGAGGGCUUCUACCAGUGUCUGGCAGAGAACGAUGCAGGGAACAUGCAGUCCAGCGCUCAGCUCAUCAUCCUAGAGCACGAUGUAGCCCUCCCCACCCCUCCUCCCCCCUCACUGACUCCUGACACUACUGACCAUGUAACGCCAGGCUCCAGAGGUGUUGCUAACCCCACUGGCCCCACCCCCUCCGCCCCCCGUGACGUCGUGGCCUCGCUGGUCUCCACCCGCUUCAUCAAGCUCACCUGGCGCCCUCCUGCUGAGCCCAACGGAGACGACCUCACCUACUCUGUCUACUUCAAUCAGGAGGGUACCAACAGAGAGCGUAUCCUGAACACCAGUCGGCCAGGUGAGAUGCAGGUCACCAUUCAGAACCUGAUGCCUGACUCCAAGUACAAGUUCCGGGUGGUGGCACAUAACAAGAACGGCCUGGGAGAGAGCUCUGCCGUCCUCAAGGUGGCCACCCAGGGUGAAGUGCAAGUUCCUGGCCCCGCCCCCAACCUGCAGGCUGUGUCGACCACACCCACCUCCGUCACCCUCAGCUGGGACACGCCCCUCACUGGUAACGGAGACGUCCUCACCUACAAGGUCUACUAUAUGGAGAAGGGUCUGGACCUGGAACAGGACAUAGACGCUGGAGCUCUGUCCUACACCUUGAUGGGUCUGAAGAAGUUCACAGAGUACAGCAUUCGAGUGGUGGCCUUCAACAAGCACGGUCCGGGAGUGUCCACAGGAGACAUCACCGUCACCACCCUGUCUGAUGUCCCCAGUGCCCCUCCUCAAAACCUCACUGUGGAAGUUCACAACUCAAAGAGCAUCAUGGUCCGAUGGCAGCCCCCACCACCAGGCGCCCAGAACGGCGAGAUUACUGGGUAUAAGAUCCGUUACCGGAAAGGAACGCGGAAGAGCGAGGCGGCAGAAACCACGGGAGGCACCCAGCUAUUCCAACUCAUCGACGGUCUGGAGCGGGGGACAGAGUACACGUUCAGAGUAUCAGCCAUCACAGUGAACGGCUCCGGGCCCGCCACAGAGUGGAGCACCGCAGAGACCUUCGAGAGCGACCUGGACGAGUCCAGGGUGCCAGACAUCCCCAGCUCGCUACAUGUGCGCCCGCUGGUCAACAGCAUCGUGGUGAGCUGGACGCCGCCGGAGAACCAGGACAUGGUGGUACGAGGCUACACCAUCGGCUACGGCAUCGGCAGCCCCCACGCCCAGACCAUCAAGGUGGACUACAAGCAGCGCUACUACAGCAUUGAGAACCUAGACCCCAGCUCCCACUAUGUGAUAACCCUGAAGGCCUUCAACAACGUGGGGGAGGGGAUCCCUGUAUACGAGAGCGCCAUCACCAGGCCACAGUCAGACCCCAUAGACCCUGAUGUUGAUUUGUAUGAACUCUUCCAUGCGCCAUACACACCAGUACCAGACCCCACCCCCAUGCUACCUCCCGUGGGCGUACAGGCCUCGGUGCUCAGCCACGACACCAUCAAGGUGACCUGGGCCGACAACUCUCUGCCCAAGAACCAGAAGAUCACGGACGCACGCUACUACACGGUGCGCUGGAAGACCAACAUCCCCGCCAACACCAAGCUCAAGACGGCCAACACCACCAACCUGAGCCACAUGGUGACGGGCCUGAAGCCCAACACGCUCUAUGAGUUCUCUGUCAUGGUGACCAAGGGCCGGAGGACCAGCACCUGGAGCAUGACGGCCCAGGGAACCACCUUUGAGACCAUUCCCAGCUCGUCCCCCAAAGAUGUGACUGUGGUGAGCAAGGAGCUGAAACCACGUACCAUCAUAGUCAACUGGCAGCCCCCCUCAGAGGCCAAUGGAAAAAUCACAGGCUACAUAAUCUACUACAGUACUGAUGUGAAUGCGGAGGUGCAUGACUGGGUGAUAGAGCCGGUGGUGGGCAACAGGUUGACCCACCAGAUCCAGGAGCUGACUCUGGACACCACCUACUACUUCAAGAUCCAGGCCCGUAACUCCAAGGGCAUGGGCCCAAUGUCAGAGGCCGUACACUUCCGCACCCCCAAGACUGAAUCCUCUGACAAAAUGGCUAAUGACCAAGCCAAUUUGCCAGUUAAACCAGGAAGUAACCAACCACCUCUUGACCAUGGCUUUGGGUCUUCACACGGAAAACCAGGAAUUACAGGAAGUGGGGACAACCACAUCCUGGUCAUCGUCGUCAUCAUCUCUGUGGGAGCGUUCACCAUCAUUGUGGUGGUUGUGGGGGCCUUCCUCUGCACACGACGCACCACCUCCCACCAGAAAAAGAAGCGGGCGGCCUCCAAGUCGUCCAACAGCUCCCACAAGUACAAGGGCAACUCCAAGGACCUGAAGCCUCCAGACCUAUGGAUCCACCACGAGCGGCUGGAGCUCAAGCCCAUUGACAAGUCCCCCGAGCCCAACCCGGUGAUGACUGACACCCCCAUCCCCCGCACUUCGCAGGACAUCAACCCCGUGGACCCCAGCCUGGACAACAGCCUGCUGCAGAGACGGAACUCCUACCGAGGCCACGAAUCAGAAGACAGCAUAUCUGCGCUGGCAGGGCGCCGGGGGAUGCGGCCUAAAAUGAUGAUGCCCUUCGAUACACAGCCCCCCCAGCCUGUGAUUAGCGCUCACCCCAUCCAUUCCCUUGAUAACCAUCACCACCAUUAUCACACGGGCAGCCUGGCAUCCCCGACACGCAGCUACCUCCAUCACCACCAGGGCAGUGCCCACCUGCGCCCGCACGCCUGCGCCACCCCCAUCUCCUAUCUAGACAUGGUGGGCUCCACAGAGUCGGUGAGGAACACCCCCAGCACAGAGCCCCUCCCACCCCAGGCCCAGCCCCCCUGCCAAGCCGAGCACCAGCACCCGGAGCCCGAGGGCAGCUACCAAGACUCCACGGCCACCGACGAUGAGCCCAGCGCCAGCGGCAGCUACUGCAGCGCCGGCCAGCCCCCCACUGCCCACGUGCGCCCCACUCAUCCCCUCAAGAGCUUUGCCGUGCCCGCCAACCCCACCGCCAUCUUCGAGUCGCCCGCCCUGCCCAGCAUGCCGCUGCUUACUCAGACUGGGCCCCAGCUCCACUCAGUAAAGACAGCCUCCAUCGGCACCCUGGGCAGGGUACGCCCCCCCAUGUCAGUCACGGUGCCCAGUGCGCCAGACGUGCCUGAGACCAGCAAGAUGCUGGAGGAUGUAGACAGUAGCUACGAGCCUGAUGAGUUGACAGAGGAGAUGGCCCACCUAGAGGACCUGAUGAAGGACCUGAACGCUAUAACCACAGCCUGAGAACCACACGCCCACUCAGUACGCUGCUCACACACAUACAAGCAGACACACACACACAAAUCCAGGUAGUGACACACACACACAGGCAGGAACACACACACUGCCAGCCCUCAGCAAACUGGGAGCCCGAUGCCCCGGUACAAAAUGGAUACCGUAAAUGGAUCUUACACACCCCACAAGACAAACAAAAAAUCUCAACUGAAACAUUUCAACUUUUGGCUUACCUUGCUCAGUCUCAGGAAGGAGAUGGCCAUUUUAAAAAGCAACAGUUCACCUUUUUAUGAAGAAACAUUCUCAAAGACGAUAUCUAACAUUGUUCGCUUUCAACCAGAGGAUUGUGAAUUUUCUCAGCACAAAAACUGAAAUGCAUCAGAAGGUUGCUCUCAUACUUUGAUUGCCGGGGAGACCGCUCCUAUGGUUGCCGGGGAGACCGCUCCUAUGGUUGCCGGGGAGACCGCUCCUAUGGUUGCCGGGGAGACCGAUCCUAUGGUUGCCGGGGAGACCGCUCCUAUGGUUGCCGGGGAGACCGCUCCUAUGGUUGCCGGGGAGACCGCUCCUAUGGUUGCCGGGGAGACCGCUCCUAUGGUUGCCGGGGAGACCGCUCCGACAGACAUCAUAUUGUGAUUCCAAGUCAAGAGGAAGAGUCAAAUAUGCCGGUAUUUCAUGUUGGUGCUCACGAAACACAAUCUAAACACAGUGUUUGUUUAAUUAGUGUCACUUAUUUGUGCGUUUUUGUAUAUCUAUUGCCCUGUUUCAGUGAAGUGAACGUUGGACAACAGUCCCCUCCAUUUCCAUAAAAGCGGUAAUUUUAUAGCUAUCAUUUUGAUCCAAUGACGUCUGUUUUCACUACUCUGUGUUAUAUAUUGUGCCAAGUCUCUUAUUAUUCUCUAAUAUGCCAUGUAUGUUUUUUACAUAUCCGUAUAGAUAUGUACAUGUUUUUUUUAAACGGCCUCAUUCUAUCCCCCCCCAGCCUAGCCAAUCAUUUCAUUUUAUUUGGGAGGAGAGUGACAAAAUAGACCCUCAAACGCUCACUUUUCAUAUCUUGUAGGGAGAUGCCUUGCGUGUUAGUACAUUACAUUUGAAUGGUUUAUUGCGUUCUCUGGCAUUGUGUUGCCCCUUUAUACAUUGAAAUGUUCAGUCUUUUUUUGUUUAUGGGAGCUCUGUUUCAAAAAGCCUUACGAAAUGUGUCCGUACGUUUACAUUGGAGAUGACUGUGCCCUCUGUGGACGUUUUCCAGUUACACUGUGAUCCCUCUGACACGCAGCAUCACCACUCUCAGGCCAGCCUGGCCUUGGAGUGACAAGUAGUAGGGCUUCUUAGCUGGUGACCUUUCAGAACCAUCUGUGGGACAUGAACCCUCCAGAGGCUGCUGGACUCGGAGUGCCUCACCCCGCAAUCACACAUCCUUCCCAGUCAGUCGUUUCAAUGGAAUGGCAAUAUAUCAUAUGAAAGUGCUAUGAAAUGGAUGUCUUGUUUCCAAGAGCCAAUAUUUGGUUGAAGAGGUCUGUUUUUUGCUCUUUAUCUCUCUCUGUCAUGUGAAAACCAGGUUUUUCAAUCAAGGAUAAGUGUUUACUGUUAUCUGAGGUCUCUUAAAGAAACACUGCUUCAUCGCUCUUUUUAAAUGCUACUUGCAACGAUGUUGGCCUAUUGAAUGGGACUCCCAGAUUCAGAUUUUUUUUUACAUGUAGUUUGUUUUGUAUGAAGAAAAAAUAAACUUGUUCUGUACACAAUUCCAAUGUAAAAAAAAUUAAAUAUGAUAAUGUAAGAAGCUAGUUUUUCAUCUGCCCUCUUACCCAAAGAAAUGUAAUUGCAAUCCUAGUUAUGCUCUACUUUUGUGAAUACCAUGUUUCUCAUAAUGUACAUCAUCAUGAAUGUCAAUAUAACUGUAAGAGAUUUUACUUAUGGAUACAAAAGGAACAUGUAUAAAAAAUAAAAAUAAAGUGGACUGUAGGAAAAAGGCAGGACGCUAACCCGUUGGGAAUAACCUAUUAAGUUGUAGACAGUCAAGCCUGUAUUGCACUUUUUCACAAUUUUUGAAAAAAAAAAAUCUUCCAUAUCUUGUGUUUUAAAUAUAAAAGCGAUGUUUCUGUAAAGUAGUGUCCUAGGUUAGCAGCAGGCAGCUGGUCUUGUUUUAAUGGUCAUUUGUUUUUGAGAUAUGAAAUUGAGCGGCAGGUUUUACUGUGCUGCUGAGGUAUUCUGUUGCUUGUUUCUGUACAGAGAUCUCUUUGCUUUCUGUAGGAUAUUCUGUGGCUUAAAAAAAAAAUGUUUGAGAAAAAAAGUUAUUUUUUAUUUUUAUUGGUGCCCUUAUACAUUGUGUAUCCAACUAUUAUGAAUACUAACAAAGUUGAAGCUUC
Oncorhynchus keta (chum salmon) is the source of this 7301-nucleotide messenger RNA. RefSeq names its product neogenin-like. Gene Ontology annotation, molecular function: protein binding. Gene Ontology annotation, cellular component: membrane. Gene Ontology annotation, biological process: cell-cell adhesion. Lineage: Eukaryota; Metazoa; Chordata; Actinopteri; Salmoniformes; Salmonidae. The record is from RefSeq and is a predicted model, not a curated record.